AUGAAUUCACUUAAGAAUUUGAAUACAAAUGAAUAAGUUUUCUUAUAGAAAAUAUAAAUUUAUUAUUUAUCGUUUUUAUUUUAUAAAUAAUAUAUGAGUUCACUCAUUAUGUAUGAAGAUGAAGCGAUUGAUCAUUAUAAUGAGUAUUUGAUGAGUAAAAGAAAAGAAGUAACGGAAAUAAAGAAUUAUAAAUUCAAUGGAAAAUUCAAUUCAAAGCCAACGAAGGCAUUCAAAUUAAAAAAUAAGAAAAUACAUUAUUUAACAUAAUCACAGAUAUUAGCAUUAGUAGUAUUAACAUUUGCAGUUGAGUAUGGUAUUUAUACACGUAUAGAGAGGGUUUGCAAUUGAGAUGGUUUUCAUUUCUCCAUUGUUUUUGAAAUUAGACACUCCAGAACUUUUAGACUCUUCAAUGUAAUAAAUUACUAUAAUAAUUCAGUUGGUUAUUUCCUCCUGUAAUUAAUUUAAUACUCUAUCCUUUUAUUCGAUAUUAUAGUGAAAGCAAAUCACAUUAAUUAAAAAACGCAAUGAUUUAUUUUAUAAUUGUUUCCAUAAUGGGAAUAGGACUAUUAGCAGAUACAAAGUAAAAUGUUUAAAUAAAUUUAGAUCAUUAUAUGUGGAUUCAAUUAAUAAAAAAACAUCAGUCCUUAUAAUUUCAAUAGUAAGCUUUACAGUUAUGGAUGUUGGUUUAGAGAUGCUUGGAGUAUUUAUAUUUAAUUAUAUAUAUAGUUUGCUUGUUCGGCAUUGUUAGAAGAUUAUGUAAAUCCAAAAUAAUAGUAAAAAGUUUAGUAAUACAGAACAUUUGUAGAUUCAUUUGGUAAAUUUACAGGAUUCCUAGUAUCAAGUGUCUUAGCAUUCAAUUUUAUUUAUUUAAACUUUGAUAAUUUUAUUGAAAAUUUAUCAUUUGCCUAUUUGGUAGGAUUGAUAAUGAUAUUGAUUGGUUUUGGAAUGGUUUUAAUAUCAUUUCCACGAAAAGGAUUAGAUUUAGUAUAAUCAAAUCACAAAAUGAGAUUUAGUAUCAAUUCAUUUUUGCCUGGAAUUACAUUUUUAUUGUAAAUAUCUUAAUAAUAUAUUUAAGUUAAUUACCUUAAAAUAUGAAGAUAUUUUUAUUAUCCCAUUUUUUCACUUGUGGUUCUUAAUUGUUUGUAUCUGUCUAUGCAACUUUAUGGUCAGGCAUUACAAUGUUAGAAGAAGGUCCUCAAUAAUACAAUGAAGCAAUAAGGAAUAUUGUAUUUGAUAUAGGAAUAAGCUGGGGUAUUGUUUAAAUAUUAUACAGAGGGGCUUUGGCAUUGUGUAUGAGUGCUAUACUUCAUCUAUUGACAACUUUGUUUUUAAAAUAAUUGGGUAAUCGUUACACAAGUACAAUUUAUAUGAUUGUGAAUGCAUUGGCUGGGGCAUCACUAUUAUAUACUUGGUCAGUUAAUGAAUUUUAUUCUAUUUUUAUCACUCUUCCAUUUUGGGGAGUACAAACUGCUGUCUUGAGUGAAUUACCUUAUAAAUUAGCAAACCAAUUAGAGGAUGAUGUAAAUAUUAAAGGAUUAUAUUCAUUAGUAAGUUAGAGAUACAAUCAAAGGACUCUUACCUUAAAUGCUUAAUUUAACAACCUUUUUUUCUUAAGCAUUUAUGUUUUUCAUUAUUCCAUUAGGUUUUUUAUUGUUUUCUAGUGUUGAUGAUAUAUCAGUAAGUAUGUUCAUGAGUGGGAUUUUCAGUUUAAUAGGAUCAUUUUUAGUUUGCUUUUUAUGA
Paramecium pentaurelia is the source of this 1740-nucleotide messenger RNA. Lineage: Eukaryota; Ciliophora; Oligohymenophorea; Peniculida; Parameciidae. The record is from the annotation of a GenBank genome assembly.